Messenger RNA from Colletotrichum paranaense, 363 nucleotides. RefSeq lists its product as uncharacterized. The coding region runs from base 1 to 363 and encodes 120 amino acids. Lineage: Eukaryota; Fungi; Ascomycota; Sordariomycetes; Glomerellales; Glomerellaceae. The transcript has 3 exons. The record is from RefSeq and is a predicted model, not a curated record.
AUGGCGUCUAAUCAACAGAAACAACCUCUUACCGACGCCCAAACUCUGAUGCGUGAAUGCGAUGCAAUCAUUACUGCAACCCUGAGAUUCCUCGAAGCAGAGGAACAGAAAAAAAUCUUCUUCGAAUUUUGCAAAACUGCAUACGAAGAACGGCGAGCAGGCUCACGCAACUCUAACGAAGAUGUACUGGAAAACUUGGAACCCGUCAAGGCAAGUCUCGAGAAAGUGCAAGACGAGCUCAGAGCACUCUUGCAGACAGACGAAGACGGCGCGCUCGAGGAGGCAAAAGACAAAACAGAAGUAGCGUUCGCUGAGCUUGCUAGUAGCGUUGAGAGAUUGAAAGCCAUAUUUCGCUCUCCCUAG